UAAAAGAGAGUGAUCUUGUUCUUGUGACUGAACUUGUGGAAGAAAGUAAGUCCACUUUAGGCAAUCUUGGCAAGAGAAGUGUUAAACAAAUCGCUCUUGGAGACAAAGGAGAGAGUGAUUUGGAUAAGUCAGACUCAUUCAGACUAGACAACCUAACCAAACAGUUGUAAGGAAAUUAAAACAAGACCAUACUUCCAUCGCCACCCCAGGAUGCCCCUUUGUUAACGUAAAAACAUAGCUAAAUCCCUACUGAGACCCCCACAGUGGCCCAGAUUUUGUGCUCUACAUGUAGGUCAAACAGUUCGAAAAGGUCACAUGACGUAGUCUUUAUAUCCUUAUUUUUCAGAUUUUAUACGGUACGGGUCAAAAGCUAUCUCGCCAAAUUGUUGCAGGAAUGUACAACACUGGCCCAUUUAAUCAGGAUUUUCUAGAAAGAAUAUCACUCUUCCUUCGGCUGAAAAACAUUUUGAACAAUAUUACAUGACAUUGAGCACUUUUUAAGGGCAUUCAGAUGGGGCAGCUUUGUACAAUGCCUGAGGAGCUCUUCCAUUGUGCAACCUCUUAAUUCUCUUAUGGGGUGGAAAUUUGCUUCGGGAAUUCAUCUUUAAAACAAUAAUACGAGACGAACGUUGCCAAAGGGGAAAAGAAAGGGGGGGGGGGCUUAAAGGGUUUCUGUCAACAUGCAAUCUUAGCAAGUAACGUCAACAAAGUGAAUUAAUAUAUAUAUAUAUAUAUAUAUAUAUAUCAUAUGAUCUGCUAUUUGUUUCGCCAGUCGUUAUGAAACAUUCACAAAUUGAAACCAAAUGCAUUUGAAACCAGCAUGGAUAUGGCAUUUUAUUAAAUUCUUAAACUUUUCUAGUUAUCAAAAUUUGUCUACAACAAUUAAAAUUGACAAACCGUGUUCAGUGCCCCUGUCGGCGGGGAAGAAAGAGAUAGAAAGAGAGAGAGAUGGACAGACGGAUAGAGAGACACACAUACACACACAAAGAGAGAGA
Molecule: messenger RNA, 995 nt
Organism: Aplysia californica (California sea hare)
Lineage: Eukaryota; Metazoa; Mollusca; Gastropoda; Aplysiida; Aplysiidae
Source: RefSeq, a predicted model, not a curated record